UGUUCCAAACAAAGAAAAAACUCUGCCAAAACUGUCUAUUCCCAUUAUCUCUGCUAGUAUUUCAAACUCCAAAAUCUUCUUUUGGCUGCUCUUUUCACUUCCAUUCUAGCUCCUCAAAAAUGGAAAUUUGUGUUUAAUAUCAAUCAAUAAGAUCAACAGGGUUUUUCCUUCUUUAUUAUUAUUGUUAAUUUUUUUUUAUUUUUUGUUCUCUUCUUGACUGUUUUGUUUUUCAUAUCAACAGCGACAUGUGCCUGAAAAGUAGACUUAUCUGCUAGCUAGCUGAAAGAAUUAUAACAAGCCACCAAAGUUUCAGUUCUUUCACUUGUCUACAUUUCAACUUCGAUCUCUCUCUCUAUUUCUUUCUUUUUUCUUUGUUAGGACUGUCUUAUGGUCACUCAAAAAAGGGUUUUUAUCAUCACCCCACAAGGAAGGGAAACCCUAGUUCGGAUCGGUAGUUGUUGAAAGAAAGGGCAAAAGAAGAGAAGCAUCACAUCAGGACCACACCAUCACGGCAAAGACCAACACACCUUUUUUUUAUAUUCCUAAUUUGAUAAAAUUCGAGAAGAGUUUUAUAGUUGUAGACGAGACCUAUUAAAAACUGUGCUCUCUCCAUGGAUUCAAUUCGAAAAAUGGAUAGCUUCAACUCCGGAAACGCCACCCUUAUCAACGUAAGCAAUAAGGGUGCCACUACGCUUGCAUCCUCGUCUUCUUCAACCUCAAGCCGCUACGAGAACCAAAAGCGCCGUGACUGGAACACCUUUGGGCAGUACCUGAAGAAUCAUAGGCCUCCACUUUCCCUCUCCAGGUGUAGUGGAGCUAACGUCAUGGAAUUCCUUCGCUACCUUGACCAAUUUGGCAAAACCAAAGUCCACAGCCCGAUCUGCCCCUUCUAUGGCCACCCAAACCCUCCGGCCCCUUGCCCAUGCCCACUCCGUCAAGCCUGGGGUAGCCUCGAUGCUCUCAUCGGACGCCUCCGAGCUGCCUUUGAAGAAAAUGGAGGAAAACCUGAAACAAAUCCAUUUGGGGCACGAGCUGUGAGGCUUUAUCUUCGUGAGGUUCGUGAUUUGCAGUCAAAAGCACGAGGGAUUAGCUAUGAGAAGAAGAAGAAGCGUAAGCGACCACUAGCUCAACAAAUUCCCACUCUCUCACUUCCACCACCACCACCAGGUGCAAGUUAAAUAUGCAUCAGCAAAACCCCAUAUGCAAGCAGUUUACAUGUGACCAAAUGUUUCUCCCUGAUUGCUACUUGCUUGAUCUUUGUGGGGUAUUUUCUUUAUUUUUGCCAUCUGUUAUAGUAUAUUUUUUAGGGUAGUAUUACCUUUCUAUGCUUUCUGUUUGCUGCUGGAGUGGUGAAAACUGUUAAUGCUUUAGAGAUUUGGGGAUUCGUUGAAUCUCCUUUUGAUGCAAACAGUGUUAGUAUCCACAGUAUUCGACUAGUAGCAGUAGUAGUAGCAGUACUAAACAAAGUCAUUCUAGGAGUGAUUAUUGUACUAGCAGUUUUUGCCUAAGUGGAACUGAGAGCAUCUAGUUGCUCAUGGUUUUUAUGUACCCUGAACAUUCAUGUAUGCAAAACCAUAUAUAUUAGCAGUUUAUCUGUCUUCAUCUCUCUGUAUCUCUCUUGCCAUUAAGCCCGUUUUCUUUCCAAUUCUUUAAUGGGUGUAUUGGCAAUUCCGCUCACUGCUGUUAAAAGAGCUGGAAAGAACUUUACAUGAGGAUCAUGUGUCAGAUUUGUCUAGCACAAAUGCACUAUAGUUGUUUAAUGGCUUUGUUGCAGACGGUAGUCUGUUCUCACCUCUAGCUCUGCCAGUCGUUGUUUUUCUGACUUCCCCUUUCUCUCCUCUCUCUUUUGUGUUGACACUUUUAAUCUUACUGCUUUACCGUCUGGAAAUUAAUCAAUACAAAGAACAACAUCAAUUUAAAAAAAUUUUUAAGCCAAAAUUUAUUAAAUCAAUAGAAAAAUUACAACGCUAGCAUUAGCUAAUAGUGUUUCAGUACAAACGCAAAUUAAGCAACUAAGAUCAUCUGAAUCGUGGACAUGCAAUGAAAGAACACCCCAGCA
Durio zibethinus is the source of this 2059-nucleotide messenger RNA. The record is from RefSeq and is a predicted model, not a curated record. NCBI's taxonomy places the organism in Eukaryota, Viridiplantae, Streptophyta, Magnoliopsida, Malvales, Malvaceae.